AUGGAUGCUGAGCAACAGGAGAAGCUGAAGCAGCUGAAGGAGAUUACACAAUACCCGGAUGAGGACAACGACAAGGUGUUGAGGUUGCUCCGGGUGACCAACUGGAACUUGGAGACGGCAAUUUCCAGGUACUUCGAGAAUGAUUUCCCCAGUUUGGUGGACGAUUUAGCAGAUAUAGCACCCAGUCACCAGGAUAUACCGAGCAAUGUGGUGGAUUUCAGAGAGAGAAUGGACAGAAACUUUGGAUUGAUAGACCAUUUAGAUCUGGCCCCCAAGCUGCCCAAGGCCAUCCAGAUUGCGAACAACUGGAGAUUUCAGGCCGGCAUAUACUCCCAGCAACAGCAGCAGGUUUUGGUUCCGAGGAGACAUCCGGUUUUCUUUGUGCUGUUAUUGGUACCGAGGUUGUUCUUCUUUCUGUCGAUUACUCUGGGUGGUUGGUUGCACAGGCUACUAUGGAAGCUGAUAGGCAUAAGCAAUGGCCCGAACGAUUUCCCGGCCAAACCGAGAUAUUAUCAGUAUGCAUUGGAGGAGAAAGAAGGUGAAUCUACAGGGUCGUACACCAGCUUUAAGCACUAUCUGGAAUCAGUGUUGGGAGAGAGCUCUGAUCUCAAGAUAUUCGAAGGCGAAUUCAACGAGGCAUUUAACACGGCCAAGACCGAGGUGAAAUGGUUGCUGGUUGUUCUGGUGAACUCCGAGUCUGAGGAAUCUUCCAAAUUUAUCAAGAAAUACCUGAACAAUGAGGCUUUCAUCAGGUUCAUCAACGAGCGUGAUGUUCUGUUGUGGUGCGGUGAUGUCUCAUAUGCUGAAGCGCAUGAGGUUGGUAGAACCUAUAGAGUUCCUUUUCUUCCAUUUUCAUGUCUCAUAGCCAAUGCAUCCGCGACCGGGCAAACUAUGCCUCUGAUGUCCACGAUCGCGAGGUUUCAAAGCUUCAAAGGCCUGGAUGAUCCUAGGAAAUUGACCAAGAAGCUGGGCAAAGUGAUGGAUAAUUUCGAGCCCCAGCUGGUCGCUCAACGAUAUGAUAAGCAGGAGGCAGAGUUGUCACGCUUGAUCAGACAGCAGCAGGAUGAAGCAUACGAACAGUCUUUGCUGAAGGAUAAGCAACGAACACAGGAAAAAAGACAGAAAGAGGAGUUUGAACGACAGGAGCUUCUCAGACUCCAGCAAAGAGAUAUAUACUUCAAACUUGGUGCAAUAAAGCUACUGGAGCGUACCGACUCUGAUUGGGUCAAAGGGGAAUACACGAGGCUCCAGAUACGGAACAACGAAGGUUUGAGGGUGCUACAGAAUUUCGCAAAAGAUGAAACAUUGUACGACGUUUACAAAUUUGUUUCCACAAAGAUGUAUAUAAGCCAGGCUAUGGCUGAGGAGGGCUUCAAGGAUGAGCAGGAGUUGAUCAACAAGUUCGAAGAAGAACUAUCCUUACUGGAUGUCACAGUGGUUGAUGGCUACGAGCAUCAGUUUGAGUUUGAAUUGAUUUCACCUUUGCCAAAAUACAACCUGAAACCAGACAAAUCUACCAAGGUGGCCGAAGUCAAGGCGAUAUGGCCCAAUGGAAAUAUUCUUGUUGAAUCGCUAGACGCAGAUGAUGAUUAG
Messenger RNA from Kuraishia capsulata CBS 1993, 1593 nucleotides. RefSeq lists its product as uncharacterized. Lineage: Eukaryota; Fungi; Ascomycota; Pichiomycetes; Pichiales; Pichiaceae. The coding region runs from base 1 to 1593 and encodes 530 amino acids. Gene Ontology annotation, cellular component: endoplasmic reticulum. The transcript has a single exon. The record is from RefSeq and is a predicted model, not a curated record. Gene Ontology annotation, molecular function: ubiquitin binding.